Messenger RNA from Anopheles nili, 1626 nucleotides. Its product is annotated as putative glycerol kinase 5. Bases 1 to 1614 code for a protein of 537 amino acids. The transcript is spliced from 5 exons. The record is from RefSeq and is a predicted model, not a curated record. Gene Ontology annotation, biological process: glycerol metabolic process; glycerol-3-phosphate biosynthetic process; triglyceride metabolic process. Gene Ontology annotation, molecular function: glycerol kinase activity. Gene Ontology annotation, cellular component: mitochondrion. Lineage: Eukaryota; Metazoa; Arthropoda; Insecta; Diptera; Culicidae.
AUGGAACACGCGCGGCACUAUAUCGCUACGCUCGACGUAGGCACCACGACCAUUCGAUGUUUCAUAUACGCUACUAAAACCAACGGCGAACCGAGUACGGUCGGCACGGCCUACGAGCAUGUUGACCUUCUCUACCCGGCUCCGGGUUGGGUUGAAAUAAAUCCCGACAAAUUGUGGAGCAGCGUGCUGCUCACAAUCCAAAAGGCCACCGAAGAUGCUAAGCUUACAAUUGAUCAGUUAACGUGCUUGGCAAUAUCGACGCAAAGAAACAGCUUCACCUGUUGGAACCGAGAUACAGGCCAAGUGUACCAUAAUUUCAUCACAUGGAAGGACUUGAGAGCUGACCGGCUUGUUAAGGAAUGGAACAGCAGCUUUACUUUACGUUUGCUGAAAUUUGGAGCGGGAUUUUUACAUUUUUUUACCAGAAGCAAAAGAUUUCUUGCGGGUAGCGUCAUCAAACUGAUGAACCCGCAGGUGACACUGCGCCUGGCCUGGGUUUUGCAUAAUAAUUCUUCACUGCAGGAAGGUCUUAAAACAGGCAACGUGCUGUACGGUACCAUCGAUUCUUGGUUACUGUAUCGCUUGCGGCAAGGGACCGACCGUACCCGAUAUGUGGAGCACAUCAGCGAUGUAACGAAUUGCACUUCGACGGGCUUUUACGAUCCUUUUGGUCAAGAGUGGGCCGGGUGGGCGCUGAAUUUAUUUUCUAUAAAGAAAGAUUUACUGCCAAAGGUAGUCGACAAUUCGCACGAUUUCGGUUACGUGCACGAAACGUUGUUGGGAGCAAAAAUCAAAAUAGCUGCUUCGGUGAGCGAUCAGUCAGCAUCGCUAUGGGGUAAUUGCUGCUUUGAGCGUGGCGAUGUGAAAAUCACAAUGGGAACCGGUUCUUUUCUUAACGUUAACACUGGAACGAAGUGCCUUGCCUCGGUGCACGGGUUAUACCCGCUGAUCGGCUACAAAAUGGGGAGAGAUUCGCGGAUGGAUAUCAAUUACCUCAUGGAGGGUUCAUCCAACGAUACGGGCUCCAUCAUUGAGUGGGCCCUCAACGUGGGACUGUUUGAUGAUCCAGCAGAAAGUGCCUCAAUGGCGAUGUCUGUACCCAACUCAGACGGUGUCCUAUUCGUUCCUGCCUUUAGUGGACUUGGUCCUCCCAUUCGAGACGAUUCUGCCGGUAGUGGAUUCAUUGGCAUAAAACCUUCCACACGCAAAGAACACAUGGUACGGGCCUUGUUGGAAAGCCUUGCCUUUCGCGUCGCCUUGCUUUACGAUUGCGCUUUGACGGAAACGAGGUUUUCAUUUACAAGUAUCAAGGUCGAUGGCGGAGUAUCUAAAAACGAUUUCAUCUGCCAGACGCUAGCCGAUCUGACGGGUGUCCAAGUAGAGCGAGGCGAAGUUACCGACUCGACUGCGUUGGGGGCCAUGUUCAUGGCUGGUCUGAAUUGUGGCAUUUGGAGCUCGAAGCAACAGUUGAUGAACGCGAGAAAAGUGGAAAAAACAUUUUCUCCAGACCCGGGCAGGAGGCAAAAACAAUUGAAACAAAUGCGCGCUUGGGAGAGGGCUGUCGAUCGGUUCAAAAAAUGGUACAUGCUGGAGGACAUAAAGAACCUAGACUGAAUAUGUGAUAUU